AUGGGGUCCCAAAUCACCGCCUCCUCCCUCCCCCAGCUCCUCGAGCACGACACAUGCGUCAAGCUGGCGGGCAUCGACGUCGACGGCAUCCUGCGAGGCAAGCUCGUCUCCAAGAAGAAGUUCCUGUCCAUUGCUGAAGCAGGAUUCGGCUUCUGCUCCGUCAUUUUCGGCUGGGACAUGCACGACCAGACCUACCUCAAGGAGCUCAAGGUGUCCAACGCCGAGAACGGCUACCGCGACAUUCUGGCCAUUCCCGACCUCUCCACCUUUCGCAGGGUGCCGUGGGAGAACAACGUGCCAUUUUUCCUCGUCAACUUCUUCGACCCGGACACCAAGAAGCCCAUUGCCCCAUGUUCAAGGGGCCUGCUCAAGACGCAGCUGGACAAGGUCCACGCCAAGGGCUACGGAGCCAUGGCUGGCGAGUCCUUGACAAAAGCCGAAUACGAAUUCUACACGUUCCGCAACCCAAACAACGACUCGGCCUCCCCCGCCGCCUUCCUCCAGCAAAACCCGCCUCAUCAACUGCCCUCCCUGACCGAGGGCAUGUUCGGCUACUCGCUCAACCGCCCCGUCCACAACAAGGACUGGUACUACAACGUGUACAGCACGUGUGCCCGCUUCUCCUGCGACAUCGAAGGCUGGCACACCGAGUCCGGGCCAGGCGUCUACGAAGCGGCCCUCGAGUUCGGCGAGGUGGCUGACAUGGCCGAUCGCGCCAGCCUGUUCAAGUACGUCGUCAAGAGCGUGGGCAUCAAACACGGCAUCACGCCGUGCUUCAUGGCCAAGCCGAAACAGGGCCUUCCCGGAAAUAGCGGCCACAUGCACAUCUCCAUCGUCGACGGCGACGGCAAGAACCUGCUCGCCAGGGACACCAUGGACCCUGACGCCAAGUGGAACGACAUUGCGGCCCUGUCCGAUCUGGGUCGGCACUUCCUGGCAGGUCUCCUCGAGGGCCUGCCGGACAUCAUGCCCAUGCUGGCCCCGACGGUGAACUCGUACAAGCGGCUCGUCGAGAACUUUUGGGCGCCCGUCACUGUGUCGUGGGGGCUGGAGCACCGCGCCGCUUCUAUUCGUCUUAUUUCCCCGCCGACGUCCAAACCUGGCGCCACGAGGUUCGAGGUCCGGACGCCCGGGGCCGAUUCAAAUCCUCACUUUGUAUUGGCCGCCAUUCUGGGCUGUGGGUGGUGCGGCGUAGAGAAGAAGCUGGAGAUUCCGUGCCCGCCGCUUGCCAUGGGGCAAGAUACAGGCGGUGCGGGCGACAUGGGUGAGCGGCUGGCCAAGAGUCUCAAGGAGGCCACGGCGAGAUUUAUGAGAAAGGAUAGCAUCGCGAGGGAGAUUUUCGGCGAUGAUUUCGUCGAACAUUUUGGUGGCACCCGAGAGAACGAGGUGCGGUUGUUUGACGAGGCUGUUACGGAUUGGGAAAUGAAGCGUUACAUUGAAACCGUCUAA
Messenger RNA from Metarhizium acridum CQMa 102, 1449 nucleotides. The record is from RefSeq and is a predicted model, not a curated record. Lineage: Eukaryota; Fungi; Ascomycota; Sordariomycetes; Hypocreales; Clavicipitaceae.